Messenger RNA from Capronia coronata CBS 617.96, 1491 nucleotides. RefSeq lists its product as uncharacterized. Gene Ontology annotation, cellular component: membrane. The coding region runs from base 1 to 1491 and encodes 496 amino acids. The transcript has a single exon. NCBI's taxonomy places the organism in Eukaryota, Fungi, Ascomycota, Eurotiomycetes, Chaetothyriales, Herpotrichiellaceae. Gene Ontology annotation, molecular function: signaling receptor activity. The record is from RefSeq and is a predicted model, not a curated record.
AUGUCCUGCACAACGUCAACUGUCGUCGGGGCCACGUCCACAGCUACUGGCAGGGAGUUGAGACCCUCUGGUGCAGAUGAGCGCAGUCCGUUGUUCUAUAGAGGCCGGCGACAUUCCUACGAUACUUCCAGCCGGCGACAGUCUAGCGUCUGCAAUGCUGAUGCUGUCUUCGUCCGGGUCGACCUCUUUCUCACCGAGCUCAAAAGCCGACUGGAACGGUUAGAAAAAUACCGACAAGAAAGUCUGCUCCAUUUUGACGCCCAACUCGAACGUGGCUACCAAGCUUUGAGAGAUGUACGAGACUCCUGUUCACCAUAUCAUUCGGGAGAGGUUUUGUGGGGAGCCGCCCGACAGCGUGCGACCAUGCUCGUUGAAACAUUGGAAACGCAAUACAAUGAUGUUAUGCCAACCCGAGAGACGUUGGAACAGAAGGCUCAAGAGGGCAUGCGGUUGAUGGAGACCUAUCUCUUCGAGCUGGAGUCUCGUGCGCUCGCACGCAAAAAGCAGCUUCUUGUCUCUGGGUGGAGGAAAGUUGACGACUCGUUUCAUGCCACCAGAGAGAUUUUUGAGGAAGGCCUGGAUAAGGCUCUGCGUGCCCGAGAUCUGAUGGCGGACUCGAUCAGUCAUGCUUUGAGCCGCGCUGCAGAGACCAGGUUGAUACAUUAUGAUGACCUACCGCAUCCAUGGAGAAACAACCCGCAUAUUCUCCGGGGAUAUCGGUUCAACAAGACCAAAGUCGAAUGUCUCACUUCAAUGUUUCAGCCAUCGAACGAGACCGUCAAUAUUUGGACUCAUGGUCUGGGCUUGAUCGUCGUCCUUGCCGUCGCCCUUUACUACUAUCCCUCAUCAGCAACGUUCCCCUUGUCGAGCAAAUGGGAUGUCCUGGUGGCCGGCUGCUUUUUUGCUGCAGCAUGCAAGUGUUUGAUCUGCUCGACCAUGUGGCACACCAUGAACAGCAUUGCCGAUAAAUGCUUGAUGGAACGGUUCGCUUGCGUCGACUACACCGGAAUCUCAUUUCUGGUGGCUGCUAGUAUCUUGAGCACUGAGUGGACGGCAUUCUACUGUGAACCCGUCUCGCGAACGAUAUACAUGUCCCUCACAACCGUUUUGGGAAUCGCCGGUCUGAUCCUGCCCUGGCGAGAGAGCUUUAACCGAGCCGAUAUGGCGUGGGCACGAGUGGCAUUCUUCGUCACUCUCGCAGUGACUGGGUUUGCUCCAGUUGUGCAGUUGAACUAUACACGAGGGAUGGCUUGGACCUUUUACUUCUAUGCCCCGGUCACGAAAAGUCUGAUGGUAUACCUUACUGGUGCCAUCAUCUAUGCCUGUCGAAUCCCCGAGAAGUGGUCCCCCGGCUUGUUUGAUUACGUUGGAGGCAGUCAUAACAUCUGGCACCUUGCCGUUCUUGGUGGGAUUCUGUUUCACUAUACUGCCAUGGAGGAGUUCUUCCAGGGUGCCUUUCAACGAGCGAGCGAAGGUUGUUGUGUUGGAUAA